AUGCCGUGCCUGAAGCAGAACUUGCUGAUCCGGUUGUGCAAGCAAGCAGUCCAGGACAGCGUUGAUGACCGCGGUCAUGUUGUACAAGUGACUCGGCCACUCGAGCAACACUCCGAGAAAACCUUGAGUGUCCGUCCUCAAGAAAUCAUACAGCACCAUUUCAUAAAUAAUCGGGUCCAGCUGGAACUCUUCGCCCUUGAUACCAGGACAGAGUUAAAACAACAAAUGUACACAUUAAUUUUCCUGCUCAUCACCACGCUGGCAGCAACAGCGGCGGAAGAAUCAAUUUCCUGCUAUCCUUGCGAAACCAUCAAUCGCGAAGACACGAAAACGUGCCCAAAAUCACGCGACGACUGCGGAAAGUGCUUUGAAAUGUUUCACGAGAGCAACGGAGACUGCUUAAAAGAGGCAGUAAACAGGGGUAAGGAAAUUGUCGUCGAGUUCCCGAGACAACUAUCUUUUCAAGCGGCGAUUCCUACGGCAAUCAUCGUGUUGACUUUGGGCUGUUUCGCAAUUGGGGCAUAUUUCUGGCCCACGUCCAGCAGCGUGUGUCUGGUUAACAAAGCGCUUCUGGUUGACCCACCCGACAUGGACACGGACAAAGCACGCUUCCCGGAAUUCUCCACGGCAUUCAGGGCUUCUUCAAAUUUGCUUGACGAUUUCUGUGUAAUCGUGAACACGGGGCUCGAUGAUGGUCAGCAUCAACUUCUGCCCACGGGCUGGGAUGCAGGUACUAUUCUGGCUCACUUUCCCGGUGGGAUCCACGACGACACCUUCUUCUUUGGCCAUCGCCAUGAGAACCAGAUGAGAUCCAAGAUCCCCACCCCUGCUCAGCCCACCACCAGGAUCCACCAACGGAGCGAUUCCGCAAAUGAAGAAAUCCGUCGUGAACAUGCUGACUGCGGAAAACAUCGAUAG
Messenger RNA from Notodromas monacha, 918 nucleotides. Lineage: Eukaryota; Metazoa; Arthropoda; Ostracoda; Podocopida; Cyprididae. The record is from the annotation of a GenBank genome assembly.